AUGAAAGCUACUCAAUUGGCUACUUUGAUAGUAGUGACUUUAAUAUCGCUCACGUCUGCUCUUUCGAACCAGCUUUUAGCAAAAGAAGCAUCCAAAAAUAAAGGUACGAUAAAACUAACCAAUGGCAAUUUUGAAAGGGUUCUAGGAGGUAAAAAGGAUGCUUACAUGGUCGUUCUCUUGACCUCUACUAAUCCGCAAAUUGGCUGCACUCUGUGCGCGGAACUGGAACCAGAAUUUAGUACACUUGCUGACUCGUGGUAUCAAGAUCAUCGUGACGGCCUCUCCGCAGAUGGAGAAAAAGCUCUUUUCUUUGCUAAGGCCGACUUCGAGCCCAAGAAAAACAACGAAGUGUUUGUGCAUUUCAAAGUCAACAAUGUACCCAGACUUCUCUUCUUAAGCCCCGACCAAGAUUUCCACAGCUUCAACCAAAUUAACCUGCCGGGAGAAAGUGGGCUCACUAGAAUUGUCGCUGUCUUGAACACUUUAAAAGACGCCACGGGAAUAUCUGACUUUCAAGUUCAUCAACCCAUCAACUGGGGUUCCAUCGCGAUCACGGCCGUUUCGACCGCCGUGGUUACGCUUUUCAUCAAGAAAUACAAACCCAUUGCUGUUAAACUGGCGACCUCCAGAGCCAUCUGGGGAGUUGGAACGGUGUUUGUUAUUGUUCUUUGGAAUGCAGGAUAUAUGUUCAACUCUAUUAGAGGUAGCCAAUUUGCAGGUAUGUCUCAAGACGGAGGCGCAGUGGUUUAUUUCAUGGAAGGACAGCAGCAAAAUCAAUUUGGUAUUGAAACCCAAAUCAUUAGUGUCAUUUACGGCAUACUCGCAUCCUGCACAGUGGGCCUCAUAGCAUUUGUUCCUUACGCAAAGCAGUUCUACUCUAAAGACAAAGCUGGCAGACCUUCACCUUCGAAGGCGUCACUGAUCGAAUUAGUAUUGACACUUUCUUUCUUAGUCACAUUGUAUGUGAUCUACAGUGCCUUAACCGCAGUAUUCGGCUUGAAAAGCUCUGGAUACCCAUUCAGGCUGUUCAAGUUCCCUUCUAGUUAG
This is a messenger RNA of Lachancea nothofagi CBS 11611, 1047 nucleotides long. The record is from the annotation of a GenBank genome assembly. Lineage: Eukaryota; Fungi; Ascomycota; Saccharomycetes; Saccharomycetales; Saccharomycetaceae.